AGGAGACAUGGCCAUUCCUAGGGCGCCACUGUGCAGAGACAGGCGGUCAGUCACCCUGGGCAGCUCCCUGGGCUUCCAAGGUCAAGAAGAAGAGCAUUUGCUGAGCGAACGCCCAUGCCCUCCUUGCAGCCUCCUAGAAGUGGCAGGAGGGGAAAAUGCAAGAGACAAGCCUGAGAAAAAGGAGAGAGGAUGAGAAGUCGCUCCAGAGCACUGAACCCAAGACCACAAAUCUCCAGAAAGAGCUGGGCCUGUUCAGUGGCAUCUGCAUCAUCGUGGGCACCAUCAUUGGCUCCGGGAUCUUCAUUUCCCCCAAGUCUGUGCUCAGCAACACGGAAGCCGUGGGGCCCUGCCUCAUCAUAUGGGCAGCUUGCGGGAUUCUUGCGACACUGGGUGCUCUGUGCUUCGCAGAGCUCGGCACCAUGAUCACCAAGUCGGGGGGCGAGUACCCGUACCUGAUGGAGGCCUUUGGCCCCAUUCCUGCCUAUCUCUUUUCCUGGACCAGCCUGUUCGUCAUAAAGCCCUCAUCCUUUGCCAUCAUCUGUCUCAGCUUCUCCGAGUAUGUUUCUUCGCCCUUCUACGCAGGCUGCAGCCCCCCUCAAGUCGUCGUAAAAUUCCUGGCUGCCGCUGCCAUCCUGGUCAUCACCAUGGUGAACGCACUCAGCGUGCGGCUGGGGAGCUACGUCCAGAACGUGUUCACGGCGGCGAAGCUGGUCAUCGUGGCCGUCAUCAUCAUCAGCGGGCUUGUCCUCCUGGCCCAAGGAAAUACAAAGAAUUUUGAAAAUUCUUUUGAGGGCACAAAACUGUCUGUGGGAGCCAUCGGUCUGGCGUUUUAUAAUGGACUCUGGGCAUAUGAUGGAUGGAAUCAACUCAACUAUAUUACAGAAGAACUUGAAAACCCUUUCAGAAACCUGCCCCUGGCCAUCAUCAUUGGGAUCCCACUGGUGACAGGGUGCUACAUCCUCAUGAACGUGUCCUACUUCACUGUGAUGACGGCCACCGAGCUCCUGCAGUCCCAGGCUGUAGCUGUGACAUUUGGUGACCGCGUCCUCUAUCCCGCCUCGUGGGUCGUUCCACUCUUCGUGGCCUUCUCGACCAUCGGCGCCGCCAACGGGUCGUGCUUCACGGCAGGCAGACUUGUUUAUGUGGCGGGCCGGGAAGGCCACAUGCUCAAGGUGCUCUCCUACAUCAGCGUCAAGCGCCUCACUCCAGCCCCUGCCAUCAUCUUUCACGGUAUCAUAGCAACCAUUUAUAUCAUCCCUGGUGACAUAAACUCACUAGUCAAUUACUUCAGUUUUGCUGCAUGGCUGUUUUAUGGCCUAACGAUCUCCGGACUAGUUGUUAUGAGGUUUACAAGGAAAGAACUGAAGAGGCCUAUCAAGGUGCCCAUCGUCAUCCCCGUCGUGGUGACUCUCUUGUCCCUGUUCCUGGUGUUGGCUCCAAUCAUCAGCAUGCCCGCGUGGGAGUAUCUCUACUGUGUGCUAUUUAUGCUGAGCGGCCUCAUCUUUUACUUCCUGUUCGUCCGCUAUAAGUUCGGAUGGGCUCAGAAAAUCUCAAAGCCGCUCACCAUGCACCUCCAGAUGCUCAUGGAAGUCGUCCCCCCGGAGGAACCACCAGAGUAACAAGCUCAGCCUCCCAGGGCCAAGUCCAAGCUGUGAUGAAAUUUAUUUUUGUAAGCAGUAUUUGUGGCUAUUUCUUCCUGAUGUUUUUAAGAAAAAAAAAAAAGCAUUCA
This is a messenger RNA of Sus scrofa (pig), 1729 nucleotides long. RefSeq names its product solute carrier family 7 member 9 (gene SLC7A9). Gene Ontology annotation, cellular component: membrane. NCBI's taxonomy places the organism in Eukaryota, Metazoa, Chordata, Mammalia, Artiodactyla, Suidae. The record is from RefSeq and is a predicted model, not a curated record. Gene Ontology annotation, molecular function: neutral L-amino acid transmembrane transporter activity; L-cystine transmembrane transporter activity. Gene Ontology annotation, biological process: L-cystine transport; amino acid transmembrane transport.